Molecule: messenger RNA, 2418 nt
Organism: Rotaria sp. Silwood2
Lineage: Eukaryota; Metazoa; Rotifera; Eurotatoria; Philodinida; Philodinidae
Source: the annotation of a GenBank genome assembly
AUGUCUGUAUUUACUCGAGCGAAAAAUGGUUUGUUUGGACAAACUAAACCACGAAAUCCACAUUCGAUUGAAAAUCUCAAAUAUUUAUGUGGUGUUUUAAAUCGUAAUCCAAUUGUAUCAGAUGCAAAUCGUGAUUUAUUAAUUGAAACACUUCGAUGCAUAUCAGAAAUUCUUAUUUGGGGCGAUCAAAACGAUAGCUCUGUAUUCGAUUAUUUUCUCGAACGAGGAAUGUUAACGCAUUUUUUAAAUUAUAUGCGUCAGAAAUAUGGACGUUAUAUAUGUGUACAAGUAUUACAAACGCUCAAUAUUCUCUUUGAAAAUAUUCGCCAUGAAACAUCUUUAUAUUAUCUUUUAUCAAAUAAUCAUAUCAAUAAUAUAAUUGUACAUAAAUUUGAUUUUACUGACGAAGAAAUAACUGCAUAUUAUAUUUCAUUUCUUAAAACUCUUUCAUUCAAAUUAAAUUCACAUUCAAUUCAUUUUUUUUAUAAUGAAAGAAAUAAUGAUUUUCCAUUAUAUGUUGAAGCAAUAAAAUUUUUUAAUCAUUCAGAAACAAUGAUUCGUAUUGCUGUACGAACAUUAACACUAAAUGUUUAUAAAGUACCUGAUUCAGCAAUGCAUCGUUUUAUAUUAGAUCGUACAGCAACAGAAUAUUUUUCUAAUCUAGUAUGGUUUAUACGAAGUCAUAUUUUAGAUUUUGAUAGUUUAAUAAGAAAUAAUCAAGAUAUUAAUAAUCGUGAUCGUUUAACAUGUAAUUUAGAAGAAUAUCUUGAUCAUAUACAUUAUCUUCAAGAUAUAUUUUUGCUCAAUGUUGAUAGUCUUAAUAAUGUUCUUAAAGAUCAAUUAAUGAAUCGACUUCUUAUACCGGUUUAUAUAUUUUCAUUAAUUAAAUGCGAUAAAUCUUCACGAAUAACCGAUUCUCGAGCUAUGCUUGAUCAAUCAUCUGCUUUAUUUCUUCUUGCCGAAGUAAAAGAAUUAGCCGAUACAAUUCUAUCGGCAAAUAUUGAAACAGUUGAAGCGGUUCAACGUCGUUAUGGAGAACAAAUUUCCUAUAGUUUACCUCCAACAUCUCUCGAUGUUUGUUUAGCUAAAGUAGAACCAAUUUCUAAUAAAAUAACUUCCGAAAUUUCACUUAAUGCUCUUGAUAUUAAUAAUGAUACAUAUCGAUAUCGUCAUGAAUAUGAACAAAUUCGAGCACGUUCAGCAUCAUCAUCUCCUCGCACUUCUUCAACGAAUCAACGAAUUAUUGAAACAAAUGUUAAAUCUACAUCUUUAUAUGUAUCAAAUUGGACUACUGAUGAAAAAAAUAAACGUCAUCUUGAUCAAAUGAAAUUUACUGAUACUCAUUUAGCUGAAAGACCUUAUUUUGAAGCAUUAAUUAAAGCACUUGAUUGUACGGAAAAUGAUCAACAAUGUUUUUAUGCAUUAAGUGUACUUUUAACAAUAACAAUGAAUCCAUCUAUUGAUAAUGCUAUUCUUGAAUCAGUUGGUUUAACAGUCAAAUCUUCAAAUAAAAGUUCUUAUAAUACAAUAUUAGUUGAUCAACUUUGUGAAAUACUUCUAUUAUCAGUAGCACAAGAUUCAAAAAUUCGUCUUGUAAUAUUAAAUUUAGCAACAGAUUUAUUAAAAAAACUUGUUUAUAAUGAAGAAGAAAAAAUUUCUUAUUUAUCUGAUCAUCAUUUAGCACGUAUUGAACAAGUACAUGAACAAUCAACUCAAGAAUUAAGACGACAUUAUCGACAACUAGACACGUUUCUUGAUAUGUUUGAAGAUGAAUAUCGUCAAAUGCAAUUAAAUCCAAUACGUUUAGAAUAUUUACUAAAAGAUGCAUGUAUGUUAUAUCCACCAACGGCAACACCAUUAAGUCGUGUAGAAUUUAUUAAACGUUUACCAUCGAAUGAAAUGGAACGAGCAAGAAGAUCAAUUCGAGUAUUUUUUCUUAUUCGGACUUUGUCAUUGGAAUUAAGAUCAAUUACAGAAACUGAGUUACCAUUAAUACAAGCAGAUAGUGUAGUUAAGGAAACCGAUAAACUUGAUUUGAGUAAUAGUGAUUUAAUUGCAUGUACUGUUCACAUGAAAGACAAAAAAGAACGUCGUUUUCUUGUAACGGAUCCAAUGCAAUUUAUUCUUAUUGAACCAGAUAUUAAAAGACUUGGAUGGGGUAUUGUGAAGUUUUGUGAUUUAAUGCAAGAUGUUAAAGUAGCAAACGAUAAAGAAGAUACACGUUCUCUUCAUAUAACAAUACAUAAACCAAUUAAUAAUACAUAUGUUAAAUCUAAUCCUCCUAUUCUUAAUGCAAAAUUUACAUUUGAUGAUCAUAUUCGUUGUAUGACAGCUAAACAAAAUUUAACUAAAGGUCGUCAAAGGUAUUUAAUAUUGUAUUUUCUUUUUAAAAUACAAAUGAGAUUCUAUUUCGUAUAG